Molecule: messenger RNA, 2337 nt
Organism: Vigna radiata var. radiata (mung bean)
Lineage: Eukaryota; Viridiplantae; Streptophyta; Magnoliopsida; Fabales; Fabaceae
Exons: 7
Coding region: 407-1816 (469 amino acids)
Source: RefSeq, a predicted model, not a curated record
UAUUCUCACACUUACUAACUUCCUCACCAAGGUUUUCCUUUUUCUCUUCCAUAUCACAUGUUUCCUGUGAAAACUGUUAAUUUUCUCCUCAGCCACCUCCUCCACUUCGUGACGGCGGCGUUCCGGCUAUUCUUGUCUUUGCUAUUUUCUUUUGUGAUUUUUCUAUUCGGAAAAGAAAAUUGCGGAUAGCACUACACCAUUGAAUUCAGUCUUAGAAACAAUGUCUUCUGUUUUAGGUUUAGCAGCAGCUUCUUCUUCACAAGUUAACCGCGUUCUUGAAAGGUCUAUGCAGUCUGUCCAAGUCCAAGGCCAACUCCAAGUCUUGUAACUUCAACAGCACUAGGUUAUUGGAAAGGUUACAGCCUUUUGAGUCAAUAAUCGUUGACGACUUAUUCUCCUGAGAAAAAUGAGCCAAGAAAAUGGAACUGCUACAUUCUCUACUACGUCUCCUUCGGAUGUUCACGUCCGAGAUCCUAACAAGCGCUUAAAAAUUUCAUACACAAGAGAAUUUCUUCUCUCCUUAGACCGAGCGGACCUCAUAGUGAAGUUUCCUUCUUUGGUUGAUGACAAGGCAUCCGAACUUUUCUCUUUACGUUUAUGUGUUCCAGAUCCCAGGUGUCAAAAAAGUGUGCCUCAAAAUUUUUCUCUAGAGGUUCCUCGUGAUGUUAAUCGUCUAUUGCAUAGAAGUAAUGAACCAUACCGGCCUCCAUGUCGCUACAAGUCACUUCCUUCAACUAGACAUAGCAAUAACUUGCUUAACGGUGACAUAUCUGGAUCUUGUGAGUGUGCAAAUCAAGAGAUAGCAGAUGGGGGAAUAUGCAGAAAAGGAAGAAUUUCAACGUGUGGUCCCUCAGAAGCUUGUAUGUCUCCUACUAGUGUGGAAAAGGAAAAACAGCUCGCUUCAAUGGUUGAUGACUGUGAAUCAUCUACGGUCUAUUGUAGAGGCAUGAAGCAAAAUCCAUCCAGCCCUGAUUUCCACGUGCGACGGGAGUUGAAAUUAAAUUCUUUCACUGAUAGCAUAGACGGAGAAUCGAGUUCGAGCUGUGAACUUUGCUUGCCUGACGAAGACAGUUUAAUUACAUUUGACGAACUAUUCUUGCUGUCCGAUGUGGAAAAUUUGGCUGUGGUUGAUAGUUCCAUGUCUAGUACCGCUGAAAGGAGUCCAAUUGAAGCUGAGGUGUUUAGUCCAAGCUCACCACGAGAAAUGAUUGAAAAGCUAGUGGAAUUUAUACUGAACGAAGAAAGUUCUACACCAAAUGUGGAUGAUCCAAUGGUGCACCGUGGAACUGGAUUGGGCUGCUUUUCCCACUCUACGCAUGCCCAACAAACUCACGCCGAGUUCUGCUCCAAUCAUUUGAAUCCAGAGAGGAAGGAUCAUCUGGACCAUAAUAGAUUUCAAAUAAACUCCAUUGAUUCGGCCGUACAUUCUUUUUUUUCCCACUCUUUCCCAUCCAACCCAUUUUCUCAACAUUUCCCUCUUUAUCACGACGAGCUGGAAAGGUUUGAUCAUGAAGUUAGUAAAACAAGGUUCCAGCAGAUUAUAAAUCCUGAUAAACUUCAUGUCUGCUCAUUAAGUGUAUCCAAAAGUGGAGUUCCACUGCAUCUGCCUGCACUCCAGAUGGCUUCUUGCACACAAAAUCUAAAUUCGAUGCCGACUGGAACCUUCGCGUAUCAGGAGCCAAAAAACUACGGGGAUUUUGUAAAACCAAGUCUCGACUUUCAGGGUGAUAGUAACAUCAAUCCAACUCCAGUUGACAGUUGCAUUGAAAUGAAAUUGCGAGCAAAUCACCGCCGUCCUCAUAUGCAAGGUUUCUAGUAUCAGACUUUCGACGACAGCCAACAAUGGCUGGGUAUUCUAACCUGACUAUUCCAUUUUUUGUAGUGAAACAUUUGUGAAGCUUUCUUCUGGUUACUGUCUGAAUUAGAUAUAGUACAUUAAAAAUUCAUUACUUGAAAUAUUUCAUGACACGACAAAGAAAUCUAAAAGUAAACAACAUGUGUAUAGGCAGUUAGUACAGUAAGUCCGAAACUUUCUGAAUACAUUCAUGUGCUCUUUGUAAAAAAUCAGUCCAUUAUUUGUAAGAGUGACGGACUGAACCGUGUUUCUUCAUGAGUGACUAUAAAUUUGGUUGUCUCAGCCUUUACCGUGUAGCAUUUUGUAUUCCUUAUGUGACAAAUGAAACUGUGGUCAUUUUCAAUAUUCUGUUGGAUGUCUAGUUAUUCUUUCACCAAAUUAACCAGAGACUUAAAAGGAAAUCACAAGGAAUUCUUCCAGGAAGCAGUGUCCUUUUAUCAUACAAAUGAGCGAAGUGAGAGACAGACUUCCUCCAGUCAGUU